UUUUCCGACAUCUCUGGCUUUUUCCACUCCGUGCGCGUCAACACUUAAGGCUGAGGUUGUGCUUAAAGUGUUCUACCUUGCUGCGGAGAGUUUCCUCGGCAUGAGCUCCUGGAUCAUGACACAGUGGAGCUAUGGUGAUCAUCACGACUCCUUCUCCAACAUCAGGAGCAUCGUUACAGAGCAUUUUGGAUGGCACUGCCAAGAAGUCUCGAAUUGAAAUAUCAUUUUUUGUGGUAACUUCGCAGGCCAUAGCUAGAUUAAAAACACGCUGCUUCCUUGUAAUUUUUCCCUCACGCCCCUCAUCUUCUGGCUUCUCCAGUCCACUCUAGCUUUCUCUCCCUACUAAUUUCCAGGUACCAAUUGAAAUCUCUCGUUAAUUCACUGCUCAGAAAUGGAAUGCACGACAGUCGACAUCCACAGUACAUUCGGCGCUGGCUUCAUAGGAGCGAUGGUCUCUACGAUCCUAUAUGGCAUUACCACUCUACAGACAUACUUGUACUUCAUACAUUAUCCGAAGGAUAGCCCUUAUACCAAAGCACUCGUAGCAGUCAUUUGGGUCUUGGAUACGACACACAUCACGUUCAUGUGCCAUUGCAUGUAUUAUUAUCUUAUAACAAAUUAUUCUCAACCCUCCGCACUUGCUCAAGGCAUCUGGUCUUUGGACAUGUCCAUGGCAGUGAAUCUUCUGAUAGCAGUACUGGUGCAGACGUACUUUGCGUUGCUUAUAUUUCGAUUGAGUAGCAUGAGGGUACGGUGGUGGAUAACAUCAAUCAUUAUGCUCUUUGUAGUGGCUCACUUUGCUUUUGGACUAGAGACGGUUGCUCUCAUGUACAUCGGGAAAGACUUCACUGCGCUUCGUCAGAUGAUACUUAUAGCAGCUAUGCCGUUCGCAUUAUUUGCUGUCUUGUCUGAUUUAUGUAUUACAGCCGCUUUAUGCAUUUUGCUUUACGGGAGGAGAGGUAUAUUCAGAAGAACUCAUGCCAUUGUCGACACACUUAUAGUCUAUGCCAUCAAUCGAUGUCUCCUCACUUCUGUUGUUGCCAUCGUCGAGGUCAUUAUGUUUGCCACGAGCCCAAAUAGUCUGUGGUUCAUUGCAAUAGAUUUUGUAAUUGGAAAACUUUUCGCAAAUUCGUUCCUCGCGUCGCUGAAUAGUCGGAAGACCAUUCGUGGCCGUGGUCUAGACCAUGACACGGAUUCGAGUGCGAACAUCAACGCAGUCCAUCUUUCGCGUUUACGAAGGUCGGCAACUGACGAUGAAGCAGUAUUACCAGGUAGAGAGGCAUUCCCAGCAGACAAGGAUGGCAGUAAAGGUGGUAUUCUGGUUGACAAAGUAAUAGAGAUAGCGUAGAUGAUCCCGAAAGUCGCCGAUAAAGCAAGACUCACCGCCCUCAUGACGCAUAUAUUCUUCGCUAUCACAGUAGUACCCAUGUAAAUCCCAUGUAAAUGUAUCAUGAUAUGAACCUAUUUAAUUUGUCUCUUUAUAUUGAAACCAC
Messenger RNA from Serpula lacrymans var. lacrymans S7.9, 1493 nucleotides. RefSeq lists its product as uncharacterized. The coding region runs from base 392 to 1348 and encodes 318 amino acids. NCBI's taxonomy places the organism in Eukaryota, Fungi, Basidiomycota, Agaricomycetes, Boletales, Serpulaceae. The record is from RefSeq and is a predicted model, not a curated record. The transcript has 24 exons.